AGACAAUAAGUCUGAGAAACACUCCCUAAACAAAGUUAAUUUUAGGCAGGCCGUUUAUCUUCAACAGACUUUGUUUUAUCAGUCGGAUUAACCCAAUAUAUUAUAUAUAUAUAUAUACAUCCACCGUCGUCACCGGGGACAAUUCCGGCGACGUACGGCUCUGCACUGUUAAUCAUCAGUUGGCAUCAAAAGUACUUUAAAGUUGGCAAACUGUAUAAUGAAUUGUAUGCGGAAGCUUGUUUCGUGUGUGAUUCUCGACUUGGACGGAACGCUUGUUAAUACGGAUGGAAUUGUGAGUGAAGUUUUAAAAGUUUACUUGGUUAAGUAUGAGAAGAAAUGGGAUGGGAGAGAGGCUCUGAAGAUUAUUGGCAAAACGCCUAUAGAAGCUGCAUCUGCUAUUGUGGAGGACUAUGGGCUUCCUUUGUCAAAAGAAGACUUGCUAUCAGAAAUUACCCCGAUGUUCUCUGAUCAAUGGUGCAAACUUAAAGCACUACCUGGUGCCUAUCGUUUGAUUAAACAUUUGAAGGGGCAUGGAGUGAAAAUGGCGUUGGCUUCUAACUCUCCAAGAGAAAGCAUCGAAACAAAGAUUAGCUAUCAUCCGACUUGGAAAGGGUCCUUCUCAUCCAUUAUUGCUGGUGAUGAAGUAAAAGCAGGAAAACCAUCGCCUGAAAUAUUCCUGGAAGCAGCUAAGAGGCUAAAUGUUGAUCCAUCUAAGUGUCUUGUCAUCGAAGAUUCACUACCUGGUAUUGCUGCUGCUAAAGCUGCAGAAAUGGAAGUGGUUGCUGUGCCAUCUCUUCCAAAGCAGUCUCAUCUAUACACUGCAGCGGACGAGGUGAUCAACUCACUUCUUGACCUACAUCCUGAAAAGUGGGGCCUCCCUCCAUUUGAAGAUUGGAUUGAUGGUACGUUACCGAUAGAACCUUGGCAUAUUGGUGGUCCCGUCAUUAAAGGUUAUGGCCGUGGUUCGAAGAUGCUUGGAAUACCAACAGCUAAUCUAUCAGUGGAAGGCUAUGCAAGUGUCCUUUCUGAACAUCCUGCGGGUGUAUAUUUUGGUUGGGCCAAAUUAUCAACCCGUGGUUUUUACAAGAUGGUUAUGAGCAUUGGUUGGAACCCAUACUUCAAUAACACCGAGAAGACAAUAGAACCUUGGCUGCUUCAUAAGUUUGAUGAAGAUUUCUAUGGUGAGGAAUUACAUCUUGUUAUUGUUGGCUAUAUUCGACCCGAGGCCAACUUCCCCUCACUCGAAAGCCUUGUUGCAAAAAUCCACGAAGACGGUAAAAUUGCAGAGAAUGCACUUGCUCUUCCUUCAUACGCCAAGUACAAGGACGAGACAUACUUCAAAAGCAUUGCCCUAGGUCACAACAGUCAUUUGUGAGAUGGAUUUAUUCGUGUUCAGAGAUUGUCUGAACAAAUACUCUGAUUAUAAGCAGACAAGGAUCUACCCAUUUAAGAUUUGAUGCUGGGUUACAAACUUAGUAAUAAAUGUAAUCCAGGCAGUUAUUAAUCAACUACCAAGAACAAAGUUUUGUUUGAACUAGUCACUCGUCCUCUUACAAAUUUAAAGUUCUAUUGUAUUUUUUGUACCAUUUUUUUCUUGUUAUCAUCUUAUUUCCUUCCAUAUUAACUUUAUGAGAAUGUAAUUACCUUAACACUCAUUGCUGUUAUUAUAGUCACUGUACUUCAAAAAACUUGCAUGUUAGAGUAAUUCAGCUUUUAAACCUUUCUUUA
Messenger RNA from Erigeron canadensis, 1728 nucleotides. Its product is annotated as bifunctional riboflavin kinase/FMN phosphatase. Gene Ontology annotation, biological process: riboflavin biosynthetic process; FMN biosynthetic process. The transcript is spliced from 11 exons. Gene Ontology annotation, molecular function: riboflavin kinase activity. The record is from RefSeq and is a predicted model, not a curated record. Bases 218 to 1375 code for a protein of 385 amino acids. NCBI's taxonomy places the organism in Eukaryota, Viridiplantae, Streptophyta, Magnoliopsida, Asterales, Asteraceae.